AUGAGUGCAGAAGUGGGCUUCCGUCGGCGCGAUGCGAACGCUUCGGACGCGAUUGCAGCUAUCCUGCACCCGGACGAGGGAUUCCGCGAGAAGCAGCAGCGGAGAGGAGUAACGCCCAGAGACUUUGAGCGCGAAAACAAACUACGUGUCAAGAAGCUGCAGGAAGAGAACCGAGAGCGUCGAAGGCGAGAGCAACAGGAUUUUAAGCUGACAAAGUUUAAGAGCGUACGUCCGCGAGUGUUUCAAGAGAACCAGUCCACCAAAGGAGAGCAGGUUAAAAAACACGAUUUCUUGCGUCGUGGAGGAUCUUCGUCUUCACGGACGCCUUCUGCACCUCGAAGUGAGGCUGGAUCGGUACGGCAGAUUCGGCGCAAGGCACCAGUGCCAUCAUUGAGGGAACUGGAGCAGCGAGAUGAGGAAAUAGCAAAAAUGGAACAAGUCGAGUUUGUCAACGCCAACGCUUGGGAAGUUAUAAAAAAGACACCGUCUGUACACAGCGAAGAACAGGAUUCCCGUCCAGUAAACCCCAGCUAUGGCCGCAUUCCGAGGUAUUUGCUAGAACGCAAGGAGCAAUGGGCUCGAGAAGAGGAAGAACGGCGCAAGAAUGCACCAGACCCAGACUGCCCUCCAGGGAUGGUACUACUCGACGAAGACGAACGCGUGCGCACCUUGCACGUGCUGCGAAAGUCGCUGACAGAAGCGCAACUUCGCAUGAACUCGCUGCCUUUACGCAUCGAGACAUUCAAUCAAAUUCGACGGAAGAACGAGCUCGAAACGAAACUACAGGAGAUCGAGGACGCCAUCAAAGUGUUCGAUCGUGCGAAAGUCUACGUCGCUGCUCCAUUGGCCUGUGAUCGAGAGAAGAACCGCGAACGUACCGCGAGUAUUGCUGCAUAA
Phytophthora infestans T30-4 is the source of this 897-nucleotide messenger RNA. RefSeq lists its product as uncharacterized. The coding region runs from base 1 to 897 and encodes 298 amino acids. NCBI's taxonomy places the organism in Eukaryota, Oomycota, Peronosporomycetes, Peronosporales, Peronosporaceae. Gene Ontology annotation, cellular component: cytoplasmic microtubule. The transcript is spliced from 6 exons. The record is from RefSeq and is a predicted model, not a curated record.